Oncorhynchus kisutch (coho salmon) is the source of this 2045-nucleotide messenger RNA. Its product is annotated as transmembrane protein 160. Lineage: Eukaryota; Metazoa; Chordata; Actinopteri; Salmoniformes; Salmonidae. The coding region runs from base 75 to 704 and encodes 209 amino acids. The transcript has 4 exons. The record is from RefSeq and is a predicted model, not a curated record.
CAUCACCUCCUUCCGUGUGACGUUUGCAGUGUGAAAGUUCACAGGGCAUGCUAAGGUCGUGUUUUUAGAGAGCUAUGGCUGCCUUGAGUUGGUUUACUUGCAGACAGCUGCCGCGGAUUGCAUCUCAGUUCGCCCGGGUUGUGAAACACGUCCGGCCGCAGUACCUCGGAGGACUGCCGGCGAGGAGAGUCCACGGGUCUUCGCGGAAAUGGGUAGUUGAGAAGGAGCAAUGGGGCAAGGCUCGCGUUCCCGAGUAUCAUCAGCUGACAGAACUCGAUAAGGCGGAUGCUUUGAUGCUGAGAAAGUCCCACGAAACCGGUUUCCUGUCUUGGUUCCGUAACGGACUCCUGGCCACCGGUAUCGGGGUCAUCGCUUUCGUCCAGAGUGACGUAGGACGAGAAGCAGGCUAUGCCUUCUUCAUCCUGGGUGGUGUGUGUGUAUCGUUCGGCGGGGCGUCCUACGUGGGCAGCCUCUUUUCCCUGAGGAGGAUCAUGCUUCUCUCCCUGCCUGCCGUGCUGCUGAAUGUUGCUGUGGUAAGCAGCAUCGCCCUCUUCUGGCUGUGUGCGGUAUCGCUCUACAUCGGACGCCUGGAGGUGGAGAUUAUUCACGAGGAUGACGAUGACGGAGGGGAGUGCCCAGACUGUCGCGACCGUUGCAACCACUCCCAUGGCGACAGGCACCACGGCAACGGCCAAGACAAGUAGAGCGCUUGAGUGGCAAAGGUGACGAAGUGUGUGUUUGUUUCUUUGUGUGUGAGUGAGACCGAGAGAGUGUAUGACACUCAAAGAUACGUGGGUACAAAGGGGAUCAGUGAAAGGCAUGAUUUGGUUAUGUCCUCUGUGAGAGUAGUUUGUGUGGGUGGGUGAUUGUCUUAAAUUGCUGUGAUAGGUAUCAGAUGGGGCGGCAGGUAGCCUAGUGGUUAGAGCGUUGAACUUGUAACCGAAAGGUUGCAAGUUCGAAUCCCCGAGCUGUCCUGGACAAGUCAGUUUAACCCACUGUUUCUAGGCCGUCAUUGAAAAUAAGGAUUUGUUCUUAACUGACUUGCCUUGUUAAAUAAAGAUGAAAAAAUAGAUAAUAUCAGAUGUUCGUUUUAUUUUACACACACACACACACACACACACACACACACACACACUGUGAGAGUGCCUCAUUUGAGUUUAUUUACUCCUCAUCAUGUUAACUUUAUGAAUCAAAGAGCCCUGUACAAUUCUUAAGCCAUACUCUGAGCCAGCUCAUGCUGUGUUUCACCUAAAUAUGGUUUUGAUUGAUGCUAUUUUUUAAUUUUUUUUAUAUCAGUUGAUUCUAUAUCCAUACAAAGGACUACUUGGAUUCUGUGUAGUAAUCCUUGCUGGUGACGUAGAAUGAGGAGAUGUAGCCCAUGUCGACGCGUUGAGUGGAUGAACUAGCGUCCUAUGCGAAUUGAACGAUAUAGGGUACAAAUAGGUCAUCAACAAUGGUCUAUCUUUCUGGAAUUCGAUGUCUCUGUGUGCGUGUAAGUCUGGUCUAGUUCUGUUCUUACAGAUAAACGAUUUAGGCUUCGGCUUACAUUUUUCCAAAGGGUUUUGUGAUUCGUAUAGCAAAUAGCACUUUGCCAGUUUUGUUUUUGUCAUGAGUUGUAAAUUGCUUUAUUAAACAUGUUCAAUGCAAUGUUGAAUUCAAUAUUCAAUUUCCAUAGAGUCGUUGAACUGCAAAGUAACGAUAUUACAUACCUUUAGUCAAUCGAGGGAUGAUAGUUGGGAGCUACAACUUAAUCGAAAUUUUGUAUAACCUGUAUGUUUUGUGUGAGAUGAUAAGAGUACAUUUAGGUAUUGUUAGCCUGUAGCCUGUAGCCGCCAUCCUGACCUGGCCGCUGAGCUACAGAACAUGAGCUUGCGAGACCUGGAUGGUGGAACGAGGCGAGCUGGUCUCCGGGUUAGAGAUCAUCUGUAUGGAGUUGCAGUGUGAUGUGUGUUUUGAUUUCUGCAUGGCCUUCAGUACAACUUAUUGUACAUCAUUAGACUUUAUGUAUGUAUGAAUGUGUACAUAAACACAGUUACAAAAUCAAA